Molecule: messenger RNA, 8529 nt
Organism: Macrobrachium nipponense
Lineage: Eukaryota; Metazoa; Arthropoda; Malacostraca; Decapoda; Palaemonidae
Product: bone morphogenetic protein 10-like
Exons: 8
Coding region: 779-2239 (486 amino acids)
Cellular component (GO): extracellular region
Molecular function (GO): cytokine activity; growth factor activity
Source: RefSeq, a predicted model, not a curated record
GGGCAGUCGACGAGUGGUGACCUGCCACAGUUGUUCUUCACACUCGCUCACUGCGCCCCUUCCUCUUCUUUCAGUUUUUGGAGAAGUGUUCGAGUGACGACGUUACAUAAACCUUCAAUGAUGAAGUACAUGAACAGACCGACGUUUAAGCGGAAUUAUUACGGCCAGUGAUUACAAAGUAAUCUAAAAUGUCGUAAUGAAACACAUAGGCCUAUACAAAUAGGGAUAUGAUUACGGUUGAGGUAAUUGCGUAAGAAGGAUAUGACGAAGUUUUGAUCGAUGAAGUAAUUACAGCAGGAAUAUUUCCGUUGGGAAUGACAAAACGCGAUGCCAUGAAAGGAUUGAAAUUGAAUCAUUAAAUAGAUUGCUAGGCUAAUUGGAAUAUGAUUAUGAAAUAAGAUCUAGGAAAAGGAAAAAGAUUAAUAUUAAUUCUUUAUUGGUUGAAGAUAGAUACAUAGACCGAUAUUGCCAAUAACGAAAUAUGAAAGAUCUUGGAAAAAGGUGAAUAUUUUUAAGGUUAUGUGUUCAGUGAGGCGUUUUAUUUUUAAUUUAAAAAUAGUACUAAACGUUAUUUGCUUGCAAGCGUCUUAAGGGAGUGACGGCGUGAUCUUAACAAUAGGUCGCACUUGUGCGUCAUGGGCGUUUGUCGGCUUGUUGGCGGAGGAGGAGGGCGGCUGGAUGCACCACUACUGAGGGCUGGAAAAGAGAAAGACGAGGAGCUAAGGACCCCUUCGGCGGAUGGCCCAAAGGGCGGUCCUUCCAGGUACUGACAAUUCUCAUGACCCGCCACUUUCGCUAUCCGGCCCCCCUGGCCACCACACUUCUGCUGGUGGUGAUGGUGGGUGUUGCCUCCGGAGUGGCCAAGCCAGCUCCUUCGUCAGGAAGAAAAGGGCCACCAGGACCUGGGCAGACGGAUUUUCCGCACUCGGCUUCCUCGACGGAAAACGAAACAGACGAUUACUAUUACUACGACUAUGAUUACGGGAACGAGGCCAGCAGCUCGGUGGCUCUCAAUCUGAGCAAGUACCUUCUUCCGGAGGAAGAGGAAGAUUCUGGGGCUCCCCACGUGCCCAGGUACAUGUUGGAACUUUACGAGGACCAGAUGUCCCAGAAACCUUCUCUUCGACGUCAUUCCGAACAUGACCUUAUCCGUAGCUUCAUUGCUUCCAGCACAGAGGGUCCAGGUCACGCCAAAAAGCCAGAGUCUGGAGGAGAUGGGAGAGAGCCCGUCCGAACUCACUCCCUGACCUUCAACGUGACCGUCCCCAGAAGGGAAAAAAUCACGUCUGCAACUCUGAGACUUUAUGCGCUCAUCACCAGGGAUCAGUAUACAUAUAUCGGAGUAGAAAGAAGAGUCCGAAUCGUAAUGAACGUCCCCAGUUCUGCAGCUGACGAAGGCGGCGACGAGGACGCCUCACAGGUCACCGUGUGCCAGCGGGACGUCUACGAAGUCCAGAACACGUGGGAAACUUUUGAUGUCACGAACGCCGUCAAACACUGGCUCGAACAUCCGUCGGAGUCUCAAGUCUUACAGAUCCACAUCGAAUCAGUCUUCUCGACUGCCGGUGAGGGAGGCGACCUGGACGUGGUAACUGCUCCGAAGACGGACAGCGAGCCCCUUCUCCUCGUCUAUUCCAAAGGGACGCACAGCCUGAACAAGAGGGAGCUUAAACAGAUGAUUGCGCACGAGUACGACGACGAAGAGCAUCAUCACUCUCAGAAGAGGAGAAGAAGACGAUCAUCAGACACAAAUGCUGAACAGUCACUGAAAACAUCGCGACCCAAGAGGAGCGUCGCAGAAGAGCUAGAAGAGGAGAGCAAUAUGAUCUUCGAUGGGGACACAAUGUUCCCAGAACUUCCAAGCUACGCCUUAACGUCGCUCGAGGGUCGUAAACGACCCACCGGUCGCAAACGCCGCAAUAAAAAUUCCUGUAAAAGAAAACCACUGAAGGUCGAUUUCAAAGACAUAGGCUGGGACAAGUGGAUCAUUGCCCCGCCGUCAUACGAGGCUUAUCAGUGCAGUGGGAAAUGUUUCUAUCCUUUGGCGUCCCACCUGAGCCCCACGAAACACGCCGUGGUGCAGAACCUCGUCCAUUCCUUGCAUCCAGACAGAGCGUCCAGGGCCUGUUGCGUCCCGACAAAACUCGGUCCCAUUUCCCUACUCUACGUGGACAACGGAACUCCGACCUAUGAAUACAGCUACAACGACAUGGUUGUGCUCGAGUGCGGCUGUAGAUAGUAUGGGCCAUAUUCUAUUCCAGGUGGCCUCCAUGCAGUGCAAUCUUUUUCCAAGAUGGCCAAAUGAAAUUGUGAGAUGAUAUGACAAGGCAUUUUCUGGUGUCUUCAAGAUGACCCUAAAAUGACAUCGGCUUCAAGAUGGCCCAAAUCAGUGAACUUUUCAGUGUUUGUUUCGGGAUGAGAAGAAAAGACCUGGUUUUUAGUGAGGUCUCCUAUUAGUCAUGUGGUCUUCUACCAUCAAACUGAACUUUAUGUUUAAGCCAUGCACUCUUAGGAAUAAAGCGUUUAGUGAUGUAAAGUGACUUCGGUAGACAGAGACUGAUGAUAUAUUGUAAGUGUUUUUGUGCUAAAAAAGUCGACAUUAUUGUUAGAGGCGUCGACAGAAGCUUUAAAGCGAAGAAUUUAGGGUAUUUUAUGGCUUGUGCUUUUUUCUGUGGCGUCUGGAGUGACUGACGGGUUGGUUGUUUUCGAUGACACACUCGGUAGAAGGUGUCACAAACAUGAAUGUUAAAAUGCAGACAAUCCUAUUUUUCAAAGAGUUCUUAAAAUCACUCCCGGUGUGAUAUAUAUGAAAUAAUGAGAAUUAAGGAGAAUCGUGAGCGCUAUGUAGUAGAGAUGCACAAAAUGUUUGUACAAAUCCUGAACAGACUGGCUGGAUAUAGUCUAGGUGCCAAAGCCUGAACCUUGUUGCAAGGUCUGCCCAAUGUUUUUUGAAUGAUUGCCCCUAUUUAGAAGGUGUUGACUUCAGAUCUGAAUGAUGCCACACUGGCAUCCUUGAUGGUUUUGAGAUAUUCAAGAUGGCCGCCAAUAUGGAUACUGCAAUAUGUAAAUAUUGGUCUUAUGAUCAUUAAUUUGAUAAAUUAUUAUUAUUAGAGGUAUAUUCUGUUAGGAUUCACAAAGAAACGAAUAACUUAUGCCAGAAUGUUUAUAUUCAAUAUGAAAUAUCUCAUUUUAUCAGUGUAAUUGCUUCAAAAUGACCAAUAAUAAGUUUUCCACAUGUUAUUAAUCAAAGAAUUAAUUUCAGGCAAAAUUCAAGUAAUUCUUAAACCCACAAAGAUAAAUCAUAAUUACCAGACAUUUGAGCAGAGAAUCAAAAUACAAAACAAUGAAAACAAACAAAAAUUAUCUUUUGCUUUGAAAAAGUUUAAUAUGUGCACUAUGCAGGAGGAUAUACUAGUCUUCAAUUUCCUCUAUAUUCUCUUCAUUGAGAUCACUGUCUUCGUCAUAACUCAUGUCACGUCUUGUCCAAAGAUUAUAGCAGCCCCCACAUACACCGCAAGCACAAAAGAAUGUACAAGACAGCUGACUACUCCUGCAACCACACCUUCGAGAUUUGCAUGACUCAUUACCAGAGCAUCCACAUCGAAUCAUCUGCAGAAUCUCAUCUGGAGCUGAUUUGGUAAUUGGAGGAGUUGUUACAGUGAAAAGGGACCUUGAAUGCUUCUCUUUUUUCCAGCCGUAUAAUGUAGGGUAAAGGUUUGGAGGAUCUGGCUCCUUGAAGGUGAGCACGCUUCACAUUUUUUAUGAAUGCCUCAGUGGUUGGUGGCAAGGACCUCAGUACUUGCAUCCUAGUGACCUUUCUGUUACCUGGUUUUGCCAACUACACCUGAUAACGAGCCUCUGACAGUGUUUUCAUGGCAACAAUAGCACGUGACAAGAAACUUGCUGGCUUCAUCAACAAUAGCACAAAAGUCACUUUGUUCAUCUCCUAAUUUUUUCAGUAUACAUCCCUUUCUCAGGAUCUUGAUAGUGUAGUCUUUCUAGGGUCCCACAUGUAAGCUGUCGUGUUGCAUCCUGUGAGUGUGAUGGCCUAACAAAUCUUCAAUUAUGUCCUGAUGUUUGAUCACUGUGUCAGAAAUGCUGCAGACUGAUCUCUUGGCAAUUGUCCCUUCCAUCACAACAGGAAUGUUAAUGUUGUUACUAUAGUACUGGUGUGCAAGAAGGAGAAACACAUCAGUGUCGUCACAGAAAUUUUGAUUGAACACCCUUCUUCUCUUGCAAGAUGAAUCAUCUGUUGUAUACAAUGAUAACUUCUGCCUCUUCAUGUUACCUCCUGUAAGGACUAGAUUGUGUUGGAAGCUUCAUGAAAUGAUGGUAAAGACGAUAUCCUUGAUGGCAAUUGCUGGUAAAUAAGUUCAAUCAGUUGCUUCUUGUUGUAUGUAACAUUGAGGAUAACACUCUGUUUUGAUAAGGGGAUACCUAGCCUCAGUUGGUACUGUCUGGUAACGCCUUCUGCGCAUCCACUCCUUGUUCCAUCUUUAGUAUUGUAAUCAUAGUACCGGUCAAAAACUAAAUACGCGCCAUUCUCACUGAGCUUGCUCAUGCUGUAGUCAACAAAGCUAUCAAUGUAGUCAUGAACUACCCACAGUAUUGCACAUCCAUAAGGCCACUGUCAUCAAACAUUGAUGUUGGCACUGGGGCAAGUUCAUGGUUAAAUACAUGCUUCAAAUCAAUGUCUCUCGUUGCCAAAAUACCCAUUAAUCUGGAGUAUAUCAGAGCAGUAUCAAAUGUGGACGAUAUACCAAUAAUAACGCUCUUUUUAAUGACAGACAAUGUUUUAACUCUGCUUCGAAUCGGAUUAUGGAGCGCUGCCGGCCAUGAUUCAUGAAAUUCUACCAUCUGUUCAUUUCCGAUGGUAAUUGUUUCGUCAACAUUCACUUGGCCAUAUUUCACAACCCCAGAAGCUAUGUUGACAAGGCCAUCUUGAUGUUCAUCUGGACUCAAAGGAUCAGUGAAAGAUGCCUGUUUCUCCUGGAUUUUCUUUUUGUCAGUUUCAUCUGCAUGUCUGCGAGCAUCCGACUCCUCCUUGUGUGAAAUAACAUGUACCUGAUUUUAGUUUUCUUUCAUUUCAACAAGAUCUUUCAGAAGCUGACUGCAGUGCCCAUCUCUUCAUGGCAGCUGGUUUAAGAAUAAUGCCCACCAGUCCUCCAGGGCCAAGGCCAUAUCUCAUAAAUUUGGUCUAUAUGAACAUAUCAGACCACAUCCCGUUCCAGAUGCCUGCUUGAUGCAGCAUUACAUGUUCUCCUUUGGUGAAAGAAUUAAGAACCUCCCUUGACAGUUUGUUCAUGGAUUCCAAGUAGUAUAAGCCAUACCGAGCGUAGUUAAUGUGACCAGCAGCAAAGAAAAAAAAUUAGUUAUGUAAAAUGGAAAUGUUUAGAAUAUAAUUUGGUAUAUAAUAUGAUUUUGAGCUUAUUCAAAUUCAAAUUUCUUGCAUUUGGGUCUAAAGUUUAACUUCCAAAAAACAUUCAAAUAGAUUUUAUGAAUAUAUAUUAUAUUAUAUGAUCAAUGUUUUUUAUUUCAUUCUAAAUAAACAAACAAAAUAAUUAUAAGAUUUCAUAAAAAUCAUUCAGUAUAAUUAUGAUGACCAGUUAUUACCUGCUCAUCAGAGCAUGAAAAUUGGUCCUUGCAUCAUGAUCCUACCAAGUUUUACCUUUUAAAAUGACCGUUUAGCCAGAAUAUGGUCAAUAAAAGAAAAAUUACAAAAUACGGCGGCCAUCUUGAGUAUCUCAAAACCCUCAAGGAUGCCAGAGUGGCAUCAUUCAGAUUUGAAUUCAGCACCAUCAAAAUAGGGGAAAUCAGACCACGAAGCAAGGUCAUGCAAAAGAUCUUAGUUAGGCACCUGGACUAAUACGAUAAUGGGGUGGCAAAAGAGCUGCCUAAACCCUAUGUAUCAAAACGCCAGUUUGAUUAAUGAAUGGAAAAAUAAGGAAGUAAAUGUACUAGAGUUGCAGUUGAAAAAUAACUAUAAAAAAAUACAUUAUUAUACUGAAGUAAAAACAUUGUGUAAACGGAAUGUGUGUACUGUGUUUAGAAUCCGUGACGUGUCUUAUCUAGAAUAUAAAACGUUUGAAAUCGUUAAGUUUUACAUUAGUUUGAUUAACAGCGGCAUCGAAAAGAACAGGAUAAUUUUUGAUGAAGCAUCGUGUGAUAGCCAUAUUUUUCUGUUGAAAACAACUAUUCAAAGCAAUAUUUCCACGGUCAAUAUUAUUUACGUGCUGAGAAUAAGUUUGAUGUAUGAAAUGAAUCUCAAGGCCAUUUACGUUUACUGUUCAAAGGGUGAAAAUGCGUACUGAUCGACAUUUUGCCUUUUGGUUAUCAGAGCACAUCUGGUUAGAUCAUCGCCAUAGCGCAGGGCAGGAAGGAAGCUGUUAUUGACAGGGUUUUCUUAUGACUAUCCCCGUGUCAAGAUAUUGAUUCCCGUAAAAUAGACAGGCGCUAAUGUAGUUCUUUACGGGUAAUAACACGAAAAUCAUUUGAUUAAAAGUUGAAAAACAAAUGCAACUGAAGUUUUAUAUUUUUAAAUUGAUUACUCUAGGCUUAUCUCUAUUGAAAUUCAUGUGAAUUACAAGACCGAGAGAUGCCGUGAGCACACUUGCUCCCUCAAACACUGCAGACCAAGCAGAGUUGCCACGAACCUCCGGAGGGAGUCUCUCUCUCUCUCUCUCUCUCUCUCUCUCUCUCUCUCUCUCUCUCUCUCUCUCUCUCUCUCUCUCUCUCUCUCUCUCAUCCCAGGGAGAACAGCUCUGUAUGAAUAAUAAUAAUGUAAAUAAAAGAGAGGGGUCAUUAUUUAGUCUCUUCAGACAUGAUUUGAAAGUUCUAGCGCCAGAGGUUUUCCAAAUAGCACAAAUUGCGCCUUAGUUCAUAAUUACACAAAACAGCCGGGAAUGCAUAAUGGCACGUACAUUAUGCCUGUUUGUAUAAUUUUAAAUAAUCUCAUAUUGUGAGGGCGAGACCUGAAAGGAAAAUCACUUGGUUGUUGAAUAUCGCCAUCAAUACAGAUUCGCCUUUUACAUACACACACACAAACAUAUAUAUAUAAACAUACACGCACACAUAUAUGUCCUCAUCAUCAGGCUGAAAGAAAGAUGGAGACUAUUUCUUCAGCGAUACACCUGAAUAAUGUUUAUAUAUACAAAUACAAAUAACCCCCACGCCUUUUUAUAUAGAUAAUAAACAUGCCGAUUUUUAGUGUUAACAUAACAAUACAAGGACACAAAGGACAACUUUUAUCAGUCUUCAGAAAUCAAGUACAAACAAACGAUGAUCUUUGAAUACUUAUGUUUUAUCUUCCUGUAAGUAAAUAAAAAAAAAUAUUUCGAUAUGCGAGUGUGAUUAAAGGUCUUUUAACAAUGUUUUGCAUUUAAAUUACGUGGGUAGGUUAAUAUUCGAAAUUUCACGAAGCAUUGUUAUCCACGAGGCUGUCUGUUGGGGUAGGUAGGUGUCAGGAGCAGCAGCUGUGACAUGGGCUGGAAGGCGGGAAAUUGCAGCUAAUGCAAGGCAAAGUAUUGCGGUUUUAUUUUCAGAAUACUUUGCUCAUCUAUAUAUUUUUUCUUGGACUUACAAAUCAUUUUAAUACCUCAGUGAUUGGGAAGUUUCAGGAGUAUUUUACCAAAGAACAUAUCUAUCGAGGAAAAGAUUGAAAUCUCGUCACCUUGUGUGUAUUGAUGACAUAUAUACGGAAUAAAGGUUAGCUUAGAUUGAUUUUUUAAAGGCAUCGGGACGAUAUUUGAAUAGGACCAAUAGAUACGGGUUUCAGUAAGAAUGUAAUUUUGACUGAUAGGAAAUGAGUAUGCUUCAUGGGCCAGUUAAAUCAAUUAUCUGCCAAAUCAAUAUUAGAGGAAUAUCGUUCUUUUAUCAUUGCUUCCUGCUCUAGUGGUCAACACCACUAAAGGUCAUUUUACAAGUUUAAACUUUGGUUCCUUAAUGAAGUAUUUCAUACUCGUGCAAUGAAAUUGUAGCUACAUAGAAGAUCUGAACAGUGUGUGGGCAUUGUGUAGGUGCAGCUAGGCAGGGCUAUGCGAAUGAGACAAAACGGUGAUUAAAAGUUCAUCAUUCGUUUGUGUUUGAUAUGAAUAGACUUUUCGAUACAACAUCGUCUUUCUUAUCUUGCGCUUUCAUGGACAUAUUAUCAAUCCAAAUCGGAGCAUGAAUGAUUUAUGGAAAAGAUAAGUAUAUCUUAGCUUUACCAGACCACUGAGCUGAUUAACAGCUCUCCUAGGGCUGGCCCGAAGGAUUAGAUAUUUUUACGUGGCUAGGAACCGAUUGGUUACUUAGCAAAGGGACCUACAGCUUAUUGUGGGAUCCGAACCACGUCGAGAAAUGAAUUUCUAUCACCAGAAAUAAUUUCCUCUGAUUUCACGUAACAUGUGAGGUUUCUUGUAUAUGCAAAUAUAAACAUUCAUGGUGUUAUUGAAAAAAAGUUUUAAUAUUGAUUACAAUAAGCCAACGAUAAAUAAAAAUUUGAUUUUCAGCCAGUCACAAGCUACACGUGUGAAGAUGUGCGCCAUUCAA